GCCGAGAUUAUAAUCUUGGUCAAAUCCGGUCCGUUACGCAACCGUAAAACUACGGUCUGUUCAACAGGGUCUGAAAUUCAAAUCUGAUUUCAGCUCGUAGCUGCAAACCACUUCUUAACCCGUGCUCGUUACUUCUACCUGCCUCGGAGUUGAGCCUCUCCCACAACGGCUGCCGUGUAUAGUCCGGGGAAUGACAGGCCGACGAAGAAUUAACGGGCCGUCUGGUCUCACCUUCUCUCCUGUUUACUUGGAAGAUGAGGUUGCCUCUUCACGCAAACAGUCGAGGACAAGGCCGGCGACGACUACAAGGAAUCUCUUUCUAAAGACCGGCGUUGCCCCCGCUUCCUCCGGAUCUGCCUACUUGGAGAUUGAAAACCCAGUUGGGAGUUUUAAUGUCAGCACAAGCGGAAUGAAACUAGUCUGCACUGUACAUGGUCCACGUGCUCUUCCUAAGUCGGCACCAUUUUCACCGCACCUCGUUCUUUCAACCCACGUGAAAUACGCUCCUUUCGCAACGCGUCAGAGACGGGGAUAUCUCCGCGACUUCAGCGAGCAGGACCUCAGUGCCCAUCUCGAGUUGGCACUACGCGGCGUCAUUGUGGGCGAACGGUGGCCCAAAAGCAACCUCGACGUUACCGUCACCGUCCUCGAGGGAGAUCACGAGCAAGAGAUGUCGCGAAUUCAGGGUCAUGGUGAUUGGCAUAUGAUGAAUGUUUUAUCUGGGUGCAUUACGGUAGCCUCGGCUGCCAUUGCUGAUGCAGGCGUGGACUGUGUUGAUAUGGUUGCUGGAGGAGUUUCCGCCCUAGUUGCAGGGAGUAACGGACAGUCACCCAGCGUUAUGCUAGACCCCGUCGGUUUGGAGACCGAGUCACUCUUGGGCGGGUGCUGCAUCGCUUAUAUGCCCAACAGGGAUGAAAUCACUAAUCUCUGGGUCAGAGGCCAAAGUUUGUCUUCGGACGUUCUAUUGCAGACAAAACUGGUUCACGGGGCAAUCCAAGCAUCUAAGGCAAGCCAUUGUGUUAUCGUAGGAGAGCUAGUUAGUUCUGCUGGAAUAACCGAAAACAUUAGGACCUGCUCGGGGAGACCGAAGAAUGUUGAACAGGCCGUGAGAUACGGUUACGUAACGGGCACGGAUUUCACCGAAGGAUUGUAAUCUCGGUUAUCCGGGUAGACACCUGCAGAAUCUUCACCAUAGAAAUUACGUUGGCAGGAGUUCCCUAACAGUGAGGGAUUUUAGAUAGUUACACACACACAGAUCUACAGAUUUACAAGCCUUAAUUAAAUCAACGGAUUAACUACCC
Molecule: messenger RNA, 1301 nt
Organism: Sodiomyces alkalinus F11
Lineage: Eukaryota; Fungi; Ascomycota; Sordariomycetes; Glomerellales; Plectosphaerellaceae
Product: exoribonuclease
Exons: 2
Coding region: 191-1153 (320 amino acids)
Biological process (GO): nuclear mRNA surveillance; poly(A)-dependent snoRNA 3'-end processing; rRNA catabolic process
Cellular component (GO): nucleolus; nuclear exosome (RNase complex); cytoplasmic exosome (RNase complex)
Source: RefSeq, a predicted model, not a curated record